Messenger RNA from Alternaria metachromatica, 741 nucleotides. RefSeq lists its product as uncharacterized. NCBI's taxonomy places the organism in Eukaryota, Fungi, Ascomycota, Dothideomycetes, Pleosporales, Pleosporaceae. The record is from RefSeq and is a predicted model, not a curated record. The transcript has a single exon. Bases 1 to 741 code for a protein of 246 amino acids.
AUGCCUGAGGCGCAACCCACAAAGUACGAGGCUUGGUGGGAGAGACCAAGCGCUCUUGCCACCUCACACAUACUCGUGCGCCAGACACCACCACGUUCGCGCAACCAGCAUCCUACACCCACGCAAACACAUAGAGGCAACCCCAUACUGCGCCAGAUAAUCGCAGACAAGCGCAAAGAAUUGCACUCGGACGCCAACUUGCGACGAGCCUGGGAAGCCCGAGACAAGACCGAGGCAGCGCUACGUCGCAAGCACGGCUUGGGCGACAUGCCCAUCAACAAAGAUUUCUGGGACUACCCGAUCUCUGGCUACUUUAGUCGCCUUACCCAUCAGAACAACAGAGAAAUGGUGCGUUCAGCGGAACGGCGCGCGCGCGGUAACACAACGCGUCCCAGACCGCCGCGCAGCUCACUGUCCUAUUCGGAAACGACGGACGACGUGGAAGUCGAACCAGGCUUUGAAGAGACACUGAAAGAGAAGGAAGAGCGCGAGGAAUGGGAGCGACAGGUCCGAAAAGUCGCAAGCGAAGUUGGAUACCUUUAUUUCGUCGGCGGUGGCAACAACCUUUUGGAAUCGUGGGAAGAAGAUUACGAGCGGAGUGCCGAUUAUCUCAUUACGAGGAACGAGACUCCUGUAGCGGAAACGGCGAAUGAGGGCGAUGUCCAGGAUGGGAGUGAGACAACGGAUGGAGAUGCCAACGAGGAGGAUUGGGGUGAUGAAAUGGAUGUCGAUGACGUUUAG